GCUCCGCGCAGAGGAUUGUGGGUCGGAGGAGGCAGCAGCGGAGCAUCAUCAUCCUCACUACCGGGACCGGGACUCUUCUGACCGGACUGUACGCUGAGCUGGGAGCCGUUGGUCCGCACUGAAGUGCCUUAAGAGCGGAGAUGGGACACGGAGACCUGAUGAGCCAGGCGGAGGAUGUAGCGGACCAGUUCCUGAGGGUCACCAAGCACUACCUCCCCCAUGUGGCCCGGCUGUGCCUGGUCAGUACCUUCCUGGAGGACGGGGUCCGGAUGUGGUUCCAGUGGGGGGAGCAGAGCGAGUACAUCGAGUCCACCUGGAACUGCGGAGUCUUCCUCGCCGGCGUCUUCGUCCUGCUCAACCUGCUGGGGCAGCUGGGUGGCUGUGUGUUGAUCCUCAGUAGAAACUUUGUUCAGUACGCCUGUUUCUCUCUGUUCGGGAUCAUCGCCCUGCAGACAGUCGCCUACAGCAUCCUGUGGGACCCAAAGUUCCUCAUGAGGAACCUGGCGUUGGGGGGGGGUCUCCUCCUCCUGCUGGCUGAGUGCAGGGGGGAGGCUCGCAGUGUGUUUGCAGGAGUUCCCUCUCUGGGUCAUCAGAGUUCUCCGAAGCACCUCCUGCAGCUCGGAGGUCGAGUCCUCCUCGUCCUCAUGUUCAUGACGCUGCUGCACUUUGACCUCAGCCUGUUCAGUAUCCUGCAGAACCUGGUGGGGACGGCGCUCAUCGUGCUGGUGGCGGUGGGCUUUAAGACGAAGCUGGCGGCGCUGACUCUCGUCGUCUGGCUGCUCUGCAUCAACUUCACCUUCAACGCCUUCUGGAACAUCCCGUCAUACAAACCCAUGCACGACUUCCUCAAGUACGACUUCUUCCAGACCACGUCGGUCAUCGGGGGCCUGCUGCUGGUGGUGGCCCUGGGGCCCGGGGGGGUCUCCAUGGAUGAGAAGAAGAAGGAGUGGUGAGGAGGAGGAGGAGGAGGAGGAGGAGUCUCCGUGGACGAAGAGGAACUGAUGCUAAAAGAGGGGAGGAAGAAAAGAUGGAGGACAGUACAGAGGUUCAGUCUGCUCUGAACUUUAGGCUUUUAUUUUGAAAAAUGAUUCUAUAGUGAACCCCAAACGACACGCUGGGACCGACAGACGUUUGUACUCAUUCAUUCAUUCAUUCAUUCAUUCAGAUAUUUGAAUGGAGUCUGGUGAGACUGCAGGUCAGAGAGCUCCGAUAUGAUCCAAUCAGAACGAGGGACGGGAAUCAAGAACCGGUUCCAAAGGUUCUUUAUCACUGUUGUAAAACAAUAAAGUCCUCUGAGUGUACGCUGCCGGAGGAACAACAGGAAGGAGUAACAUCUGAGCUCCUUUAUCUGCAGAGAUCAGCAGCAGAUGUUUGUGAACAACCUCAAUAUCACCAGACUCCAUUCACAAAUCUCACAGUUUUAGUUACUGAGAGAAACAUUAUCUACCACAGAUUGUUCAUCAUUGUUCCACAUUAACUUAACGUCCUCUCCUGUGUCCACUGAGAGACACUGUUGGACCGUCAGCAGCCUGCUGGACGCACACUUCACUUUCUCUGACAUUAGAUAGAUAGAUAGAUAGAUAGAUAGAUAGAUAGAUAGAUAGACAGAUAGAUAGACAGAUAGAUAGAUAGAUAGAUAGAUAGACAGAUAGAUAGAUAGAUAGAUAGAUAGAUAGAUAGAUAGAUAGAUAGAUAGAUAGAUAGAUAGAUAGAUAGAUAGAUAGAUAGAUAGAUAGAUAGAUAGAUAGAUAGAUAGAUAGACAGACAGACAGAUAGAUAGAUAGAUAGAUACUUUAUUCAGUUUCCACAGACUGGGAUUAAACAGAAGAUUUAAGCAGAAUGCAGAAGAACAACGUCUUUCUUUGAUCUGUUAGUGAAACAUCAGAUUAACGCAGUCAGAGGAAGUUAAAGUGUGAGUCAGUGAUAAACUCCCACAAUGCACCACAGAGCGUCAGUCCUGCAGGCUGCUGACUGACAGCAGUGUUUGUGUGCGUAUAGAACAGGAAGUCUUCAUUGGUUAGAAUGAAGCUGCAGACUGAACCUCUGAACUACUGAUACACUGCAGCUUUCAUACGUCUGACCUCUGUCUAUUUACUCCACUCUCCUCUUCCUCAGCAACCAAUCAGAGAUCCUCUGCGUGUCACAUGAUGUGUGUGUCGUAUGAGCGCUGCUGCCUCGUCUUUUCUGUGCAGGUCUGGUUUAAUGGACAGAAACUGUUCUCUGGUUUUAUAAAAGGUUUCGAUCCGUCUCCGUAAUGAAAUCUUGUUGUAAUGAGUGCGAGUGUCCAGCAGGUGGUGCUGUUUCCCUGCAGCAGCUCUGUUCCACGCACAAACACUCAGAGAGUGAAAGGACGUCCUGUCUGUCUCUGAGGAUCUUUACAGUUGUGACAAAGUGAAAUCAUUUUCUAUCGUGUGUUUUUGUAGAUGUUGUUUAAUAAAUCAGUCCAGCAUUAUGAA
This is a messenger RNA of Dicentrarchus labrax (European seabass), 2456 nucleotides long. RefSeq names its product surfeit 4, like (gene surf4l). The record is from RefSeq and is a predicted model, not a curated record. Gene Ontology annotation, biological process: Golgi organization. The transcript has 6 exons. Lineage: Eukaryota; Metazoa; Chordata; Actinopteri; Moronidae. Gene Ontology annotation, cellular component: endoplasmic reticulum; endoplasmic reticulum-Golgi intermediate compartment; membrane. The coding region runs from base 141 to 953 and encodes 270 amino acids.